Messenger RNA from Micropterus salmoides (largemouth bass), 1706 nucleotides. Its product is annotated as E3 ubiquitin-protein ligase DCST1-like. The transcript has 10 exons. Gene Ontology annotation, cellular component: membrane. The record is from RefSeq and is a predicted model, not a curated record. NCBI's taxonomy places the organism in Eukaryota, Metazoa, Chordata, Actinopteri, Centrarchiformes, Centrarchidae. The annotation marks the transcript as partial.
CCUGACGCACCCCGUUAUGAUCCCUCAGUCCUGUUCCUGGGAGUCUGCCAAAGCCUCCCGCUGACCUUUGACCUGCAGCUGGCAGCAGGAGGUUUGUUUGUCGCCGUGUGUGCGGUGUGCGGCGCCUUGUCCUCCACCUGCAGAUGUUCGGUCCUCCUGAUGUUUCCUGGCGUGUUCGGUUCUCGUGGCCGAGCCUACCUGAUGCUGUUACUCCUGUCUGUGCUCUACAGAGGACCGGUUUCUAACAUCCAGCGUAACGUGGAGGCGGCUGCAGUGUCUCUGAGCUGUAACCUGGACCUGCAGGUUCAUCACAGCAAGUUACUGUGGAGAGACACCAUCAGACCUUUUAUACUCAUCGCCCAGGAGCUCAUGGAUGACGAAGCUGAGUUUCAGUCGGAGGCUCAGAGCAUCAGCAGGAAGUUUCAGAACAUCAGAGACGAGGUCGUCCUUCAGUACGGAUACGACCAAUUCAAACCCAAACACGCUGCCGGGAACAGCACACAAGAGCAGUACACCUCCAAGACCAUGAUGCAGUGCGACGGUGUGGUGGACGAGGGUGUGCAGCGAUGUACUGACUGGUUCAGCCUCAGGUGGGAGGAAUGUAUGACUGCGAUCCCGGUCCCCGUCAUUAACCACAUCCUCUGCGUCUCCAUGAAGUUCCACUUCCUGUGUGAUAUCAUGAGAGUGAUGACUCCGUGGUGCAGGGAGCAGAUCCCUGUGGAGGGAAACUUUGGGCAGCUGUUUGAUCAGCUGAACCGUUCAGUCGACCUGCUGUCCAGAGAGUUCAGCACCGAGCUCGUCCUGCAGGAGCAGCAGCAGCAGUCGGUGUUGGGUGGAGCUCCGCUGGAUCAGGAGAUCACUCAGGCUGUUAGAGGAUCCUUCCAGAAGCUGAUGACGACCAUGAAGCAGCUGCUUAACGUCCUGCAUCUGCUGCGCUCUUUCACCUUCAUCACCAUCUUCAUCCAAGCGUUUAGUUACCUUAUACAGUACAGGAGGGACGUUCAAUUCGAUAACGUCUACAUCACCACCUACUUCAGGCAGACUGACGCCCGCCGGAGGAGAGCGGGGAAGCGCUGUCUGCUGCCUCUGAAACAAUCAGAGAAAAAGAAUUUCAUCAACCCCUGGAGUCCAAAGAUCCACCCUGAGGAGCUCGAACAAGUGACCUCGGGUGUGUUGCAGGUGCUGUCGGCCUCUCUGCUGUCUGUCGGCCUGCUGUCGGUCGACUUCUCUCUGUUCCACGUCUUGGACAUCGUCAGCAGACACACCUUCACCCAGUUCAACCUGACCAGUAACCACGCACACAACAUAAAUGUUACCAUUUGAUGAAUUGUAGUUGAAUUGUAUAUUUGAAAGAUAUUAUACUUUAUAACCGUGAAAAUAACACAUGAUGAUGGUGAAAUAAUAAGACCACCUGUUAUUGUUAUCAAGCUAACGUGCUCAUUCAUAAUAAUUCAUUGUGUUGCAUAUUAUUCCUUUUUUUGAAGCUUUAUUUCAUCUCUUUUAUAAGCAAGACAAAAGUACAUAAAGUAACAAAAUAUAACAGAACUAUAACUAAAGAACAAACAAAGGCAUUAUAGAAAAAUGUUUAAAUCUUUACAUAUUUUAUCUGUUUUGACUGCUUUUUCAUUCUUUAAACCAAAUAAAGUAUUAAUGUAUUAAUUUACUUUCUAUCUUAAAAACUGGUAAUUGUGGUUUCUUGUUCAACC